AUGGGGACUGAAAACGAUACAACUGUGACAGUAUUCAUUAUUUUGGAGUUAACAGAGGAUACUACAAUUUGUGGCUUUUUAUUUAUUGUGUUUUCAGGAAUCUACGUUGUCACCUUAAUGGGCAAUGUCAGCAUAAUCAUGAUAAUUGGAAGCAGUCCACAACCUCAUGCCCCAGUGUAUCUUUUCCUCUGCCAUCUGGCCUUCAUAGACAUUGAUGACUCCUCAUCGGUCACACCUGCGAUGCUCACGGACUUCCUCAGGAAAGAAACCUCUAUUCGUGUUGCUGGUUGUGUAGCCCAACUCUGUUCUACAGCCACAUUUGGGUUAGCUGAGUGCUUCCUGCUGGCUAUCAUGGGCUAUGACCACUCUGUGGCCAUCUGCUCUCCACUGCUCUCCUCCACUCACAUGUCCCCCAGAAUCUCUACUCUGUUAGUGGGGAUGUGCUACCUAGGUGGAUAUGUGAAUGCUUGGACAUUUACUAGCUGUUUAUUAAGUCUAUCCUUUUGUGGACCAAAUAAAGUCAAUCACUUUUUCUGUGACUAUUCACUACGUUUGAAGCUUUCCUGUUCUCAUGAGUUUACUUCUGAAAUAAUUCCAGCCAUCUCUUCCUGCUCCAUCAUUGUGGUCACUGUGUUUAUCAUUGUUCUGUCGUAUGUUUAUAUCCUCUUAUCAACCCUGAAGAUCCACUCCACCAACGGGUGCCACCAAGCCUUCUCCGCCUGCACCUCCCACCUCACAGUGGUCACUCUGUUCUAUGGGACCCCUGCAUUCAUUUAUGUGAUGCCCACAUCAAGCUACUCAGCUGAACAAAACAAAGUGGUGUUUGUGUUCUGCGUGUUGGUGAUCCCAAUGUUGAACACCCUUAUCUACAGUAUGAGGAACAAGGAGGUUAAAGAGCCUAGGAGGAAAUGGAUAGAACAUAUUGGUGGUCCUAA
Molecule: messenger RNA, 935 nt
Organism: Pipistrellus nathusii (Nathusius's pipistrelle)
Lineage: Eukaryota; Metazoa; Chordata; Mammalia; Chiroptera; Vespertilionidae
Source: the annotation of a GenBank genome assembly